AUGUCAGACAUUCUGUUCUGUUCUCCGGACAAGAAGAUAUUCUUGCUCGACAUUCCACGCUCAAUAGAAAGCAGUCAAGGUGGAGGACGUGUUCGUUCCGCUCUACCGCUUCAGGUUCCUCACGUUACCCCUGAACCGAAAGGCAAGAAGCGUGAAGUAUUGCUGAGUCAAGUGCCGGUCAAGGAACUCGUUUACCAGCAACGGAUCGAAGAGAAUAUUGAUGCGGCAUGGCGCAGUAUAGCAGCAGCUUUCGAGCAAAAGGCAUGGUGUCUACCACCUAGUCAAGGGCACGAUGCAAGCCCUCAUAUCCCGGUAGUGCUUUCAUCCACACAGAAUGACUUUGAAGCAGUACGUGAAGUGCAGGACGACAUCAUUGUGAAUAGCGCUGGCCCGACAUGCAUUGCUAUCCUGGAGAUAGAGACGACCAUUGUGGUUCCUAGUCACUGCACGUUUAUCUGGAGCAGGAUUCAACAUGGGUUGGACGUCAUGCUAGAGUAUGAAUGUUCAAGCAAUUCUCGCCUCCAAUUUGAUAUAAUCCUCAUGGAUCCACCUUGGCCGAACAGAUCAGUGCAUGAACACUAUGCUACGAUGAAACAUCGAGAACAAAAUGCGUACGUGGACGCUCUGAAGAUCGUACAGCACUUCCACGCUCCAGAACGCUACGUUGCAACUUGGAUCACGAACAAACCUGCAAUUCGUAGGCAAGUCCAGGCUUCGAUGAUGUCUCUGGGUUUCACUCUGCAGGAGGAAUGGAUAUGGACAAAGACUACGACAGCAGGUGAGUUUGUGGUACCCUUGAAUGGUCUAUGGAGGAAGCCAUACGAGAUUCUGCUUCUCUUUAAGCACAAAGCUUCCGCUUGUUCUCCCCUUCGUCGCAUCUUGUUUGCUGUACCAGACAUGCAUUCUCGCAAACCGAAUCUCAAAACUCUGUUUGAUAUGCUCAUUGGAAAGUCCUGCGUGCUUGAAUUAUUCGCCAGAAAUUUGACUGCUGGCUGGUGGAGCUUAGGUGACGAGGUGCUGAAAUACCAGGACGGCAACCUCUGGCAUGAGCUUGCAGAUGGAACAUUGUGCUAG
Molecule: messenger RNA, 1074 nt
Organism: Lithohypha guttulata
Lineage: Eukaryota; Fungi; Ascomycota; Eurotiomycetes; Chaetothyriales; Trichomeriaceae
Exons: 2
Coding region: 1-1074 (357 amino acids)
Biological process (GO): methylation
Cellular component (GO): nucleus
Molecular function (GO): nucleic acid binding; methyltransferase activity
Source: RefSeq, a predicted model, not a curated record